Malania oleifera is the source of this 2604-nucleotide messenger RNA. Its product is annotated as protein SIEVE ELEMENT OCCLUSION B-like. The record is from RefSeq and is a predicted model, not a curated record. The coding region runs from base 284 to 2425 and encodes 713 amino acids. Lineage: Eukaryota; Viridiplantae; Streptophyta; Magnoliopsida; Santalales; Ximeniaceae. Gene Ontology annotation, biological process: phloem development. The transcript is spliced from 7 exons.
AACCUUCGUUGUUAAGUGCGAAUCUCUAUUCUUCCCCUUAAUAAUUAAUUUACACUGUGAAGUGUGCAGAUAAACAGUAAAUAAACAUACAUAUAUUCCAAACGUAAGAGCAUGGUGGAAGAAAGGUAUGGAGUUGUUUCAUUUGCCCUUUUAUUCCAUUUACGGUCGAGCUAUAAUAAGGCUAGGCUCGGGAAAACCAAGAAACUGUAUCGUUUGGUUUUCUAGCUCGUUAGCAGCUGCAUAAUUCCUGAUAUAGUUUUUCUCCGUGCGUAUUGAUAAAUUAAUGGCGGCGAGCGGCCCGGGAUUUAACGUGCGACCUGGCGGCGGGAGGACGCGACAAAUGAUAAGGGGCGACGGGCACAUGUUCUCGUCAUCGGAGGACAAUGCGAUGAUGAAGCAAAUCACGGCCACCCAUGCGCCCGACGGCCGCGAGUUCGACGUCCGACCUCUACUUUAUAUCAUCGAAGACAUCCUGCGCCGGAGCGCUCCUACCACUCACGGCACUGUUGAUGGAGAUGAAGCACAAGCAGAGAUACAAGAUGACAAAGCCCUUCAUGCCGAAGAUGACAUGCUUGAACUUUUGGCGCACACUAUUAACAAAAUCUCCUGCGAGAUAUCUUGCAAGUGUUCAGGGGGAGGUGACGCACACUUAACCACAGUUGCGCUAUUCAACCAGCUUUCAAGCUACUCAUGGGAUGCAAAAGUGGUGCUAGCCCUGGCUGCAUUUGCCGUCGGGUACGGCGAGUUUUGGUUGGUGGCCCAGCUUUACACCACCAACCCUCUUGCCAAAUCGGUGGCGAUCUUUAAACAGCUACCGGACAUUCUAGAGCGCACAGACACUCUAAAACCAAAAUAUGAGGCACUCGCCAACCUCAUCAGGGCGAUGCUAGAUGUGACCAAGUGCAUAAUUGAGUUCAAGGAGCUUCCAUCACAGUACAUUGCCCCUGACACGCCAGAAAUGGUCACUGCCACUGCCCACAUCCCCACCGCUGUUUAUUGGACCAUUCGCAGCAUCAUAGCAUGUGCAUCCCAAAUCAUGGGCCUUAUAGGCAUGGGUCAUGAGUACACAGCGUCAACAACGGAAGCAUGGGAGUUAUCGAGCUUGGCUCACAAAGUCAACAACAUACACAACCAUCUCAUGAAUCAACUCAUUCGUUGCUACCAACACAUAGAUGAGAAAAGACAUAUUGAGGCAUAUCAGACAUUGGUGCGGCUCUUUGAAGUACCACACCUAGACAAUAUGAAGAUUCUCAAGGCUUUGAUUUAUGCCAAGGACGAUCAGCAACCGCUCUUCGAUGGUUUUACAAAAAGAAGGGAAAACAUUGACAUGCUAAGGAGGAAGAAUGUGUUACUACUGAUUUCGGACCUCGACCUCUCCCAUGGUGAGCUUUCAGUUCUUGAGCAGAUGUACAGUGAGUCACGACUACAUCCGACGAGAGCAGAGAGCCAGUACGAGGUAGUGUGGCUACCAGUAGUCGACCGAUCAACACGCUGGAAUGAAGAGAAGCAACGCCUAUUUGAGACCCUGCAAAGCACAAUGCCAUGGCAUUCUGUGUACCACCCUUCGAUGAUCGAUCUUGCGGUCAUUAGGUACAUCAAGGAAGUGUGGCACUUCAACAAGAAGCCCAUGCUGGUGGUGCUGGAUCCACAAGGACGAGUUGUCAAUCUUAACGCAUUCCACAUGAUGUGGAUUUGGGGAAGCUUGGCAUUCCCCUUCACUAGCUCGAGGGAAGAAGGGCUGUGGAAGGAGGAGACAUGGAGGAUUGAGCUGUUAGCAGAUAGCAUUGAGCCAAUGAUCUUUCAUUGGAUUGCAGAUGGAAAAUACAUUUGUUUGUACGGAGGAGAGGAUUUGGAAUGGAUUCGAAACUUCACCAAAGCCGCAAGCACCGUCGCCAAGGCUGCGGGCAUCCAACUAGAGAUGCUGUACGUGGGGAAGAGCAGCCCCCGGGAGAAAGUUCGAAAGAACUGCGAUGCCAUUAUGGCAGAGAAACUCAGCCACACCUUAGGGGACCUAACUCUAAUCUGGUUCUUCUGGGUGAGGCUGGAGAGCAUGUGGCACUCCAAGACGCAGCACGGCAAGACCGUCGAGAACGAUCCAAUCAUGCAAGAGAUCAUGAUGAUGCUCAGCUUCGACGGCAGUGAGCAGGGGUGGGCUGUGAUCAGCAAAGGACCGGCAGAGAUGGCAAAGGCCAAAGGGGACACCAUCUUAAAAGGCAUGAUAGAUUUUGAAUCCUGGAAGGAUGAGGUUCCAUCUAAAGGCUUUGUCAAUGCACUCAAUGACCAUCUCCAAGAGCGUCGGACUCCGCAUCACUGCAACCGUCUAAUACUGCCGGGAACCACCGGAAGCGUCCCUGAGAGGGUAGUUUGCGCCGAAUGCGGACGAGCUAUGGAAAGGUUUGUCAUGUACCGUUGCUGCACUGACUAAUUCCGAUAAUUUCUUGGUGCACAACUCGCGUAUGCAAUCCUUUUGAGUUGUACAUCUAACAAUGCUGGUUAAUUAACUUUAAAAGGCAAGGUGUGGUGUUGUUGAGGGAGUAUAUUUGUUUUAAACUCCUGCGUGUGCCUUUCUUCAGGAUUAAUAAAUAACUAUUUCUAUUUCUUAUU